Hypanus sabinus (Atlantic stingray) is the source of this 2077-nucleotide messenger RNA. It is a transcript of the gene aspnat, whose product is annotated as N-acetyltransferase 8-like. Gene Ontology annotation, cellular component: mitochondrial membrane. Gene Ontology annotation, molecular function: L-aspartate N-acetyltransferase activity. The coding region runs from base 307 to 1182 and encodes 291 amino acids. Lineage: Eukaryota; Metazoa; Chordata; Chondrichthyes; Myliobatiformes; Dasyatidae. The record is from RefSeq and is a predicted model, not a curated record. The transcript is spliced from 3 exons.
AGAAGCCCCGACCACCGAUCACAUGAGACAGAUCUCACAGCCAACGGGGCGGCGAGGCCCCAUAAACUGAAUAAGAGGCGACAGUCCGCUCCCUAUAAGUAGGGCUGGAGCGCCAACGGAAGGACAGAACAGAACGGCUGCAGGGGGGAGAAGAUAUUACGGGGGUCUCUCUCUCUCUCUCUCUCCCCCUCUCUCUCUCUCUCCCCCCAUCUUUUUAUCACUCAUUAACCCCCAACACCCGUCCUCAUAGAUUUACUUGACAUUACUGUUCUUGUUUUGAACCUGUCCCCGGGAUUGUCCAAUUUUAUGCCGAUUUCGCCUCCCGUCAUGGUUUGCCAGACGAAGAUCGUGGCCGACGAAGAGAUGCCCGGUUCCAAGAACGACCCGAUCGUCUCUUCCAGUCAGAUGUGGCCUCCGCCGGCUCCACAGCCGCCUGCCGGCUCCUCCUCGCCCGCGGCGCCGCUCGAAACUACCCCCGGCGAGCCGCGCCUGAAGCGGGGCGCCGUCUACAUUCGUGAGUUUGAGCUCAGCGACAGAGACAGCGUGCGCCGUAUUUUCUUCGAUGGUAUCAUGGAGAGGAUUCCUAAUACGGCCUUCAGAGGGUUAAAACAGCAGCCCAGAAUUCUUCUGUUUUAUCUAUGUUUGACCGUAAUGUGCUUUUAUCUGACCAAGUCCUUGCUGCUGACGUGCUGUGUGCCCAUCUUACUUUUGGGCUCGAGAUACCACUACAGUAGGAAAGUUAUCGUCAGCUAUCUUGAGUGCGCACUGCAAACCGACAUGUCAGAUAUUGAGCAAUAUUACAUGAAACCGGCAGGCUCCUGUUUCUGGGUGGCAGUCCUGGACGGGAACGUGGUGGGCAUCGUAGCUGCCCGAAGCCACGAGGACGACAACACGGUGGAACUGUGCCGCAUGUCGGUGGACUUUGACCAGCGGGGCAAGGGCAUCGCCAAGGCACUGGGCCGCAAGGUGCUGGAGUUCGCCGUGCUCAACAACUACUCGGCCGUGGUGCUGGGCACCACCGCCGUUAAGGUGGCUGCCCACAAGCUGUACGAGUCGCUGGGCUUCAGACACGUGGGCGUCACUGACCACUAUGUGCUCCCCGGGAUGACUCACUCGAUGCUGGAGCGUAUCUUCUUCCAAGUGCGCUACCAUCGCUACCGGCUGAACCUUCGCGAGGAGUAAAGCCUACACUCGCACCCCUAACUCCUCCUCCUCCUCCACCCUCCCUCUCCCCUCUAGAGCGCCAAUCCCUCGACUAUUUUCCGUCCCCUGUCUCCCACCCCACACCCCCAGGACCUUCCUAUUUCUGUCACGGGAUGAGGGUCCCCCUGAUCUUCCCCACCCUGUGGUCACCGGCUGCUUCCCCUCACCAGUACCCUCGAGAGACCUGGGGAACGUUGGUGAGGAGGAGUCUCUCUCCCACCUCCAUCCCUGCCCUCCCCUCAAUCCACCACCCCAGGAGAAAAAGAAAACACGGACAGACAGCAGGCGUUCAAGAUCCACUGCCGAGGGUCUUCGAACCGAGGCACCUAACUCACCGAGUCAGGGCAGCUCAUACACCCACAAGCAAAGAGAACUGUCGCUCAUGCCACAUAAUGUAGUGGCAGCAAACACUGCAAGGGUGUCGUGUGUAUGUGUGUGAGAGAGAGAGAGAAUGACAGAGAAGAGAGGGGGUGGGGAUUUCAUUGGGGGUCGAUCACAUGCACUUAAUACCACCCUCGUCCCCCACUAUCGUCUCCCUGAUCCUCACAACCUUCACUUCACCACUAUUUUUUGAAGAUCAAAUUUUGUUGGGGGAUUUUUAAAUAUAUCAAACCUGAUAAGUCUGGCUUUGCUCUGUUGCUGGAGGGGUGUGAGAGCAGUGCCAGUCAUUUGCAGAAAGGUCGUGCCUGACCUCGGCGGUUAACUGGCCCAUGGGCUUUGAACAGACGUGGGCUCCUACAGGAAGUUGCAUGAUCGGAUGUACCACAACGUGAGAGAGAGAGAGAGAGAGAGAGAGAGAGAGAGAGGGAGAGAGAGAGAGAGAGAGAGAGAGAGAGAGAGAGAGAGAGAGAGAGAGAGAGAGAGAGAGAAAUAA